UCAUUAAUAAUUCCCCAGCAAGGGAGGCUGAUGCUGGCAACCGGAUGCACUCAGUCUGAAAAAACUCAUGUGACUUUGCCCUCCCAAGAAGAUAAGCCUUUCUUGUCGCUGGGAGCUGGUAAGACAAAAAAGGAACUGAAAGUUUUUUGAGAGAGAGAUCCAACAGCUGUGGUAAAUCAGCAUUUAUCUAUUGACUUCAAUAUGCUAAUUUACCCCAGGUAGAGAUCCUGCUUCCUUGAUUCCCAUAGAGUUGUCCUGGAUUAUAUGAUUUAUAUGAUUUUCCUCUGCACUGGAAAGUGUUGCUUCACAGGAGCGCGCCGGUCCAGAUCUCCAGCUACCAUCAACCCACUGGACUUGCUGGGGUGGACCCUCAGUGUGGGUGAACAUCGCUGAAGUCUGGGGAGUUACUUAGAUUCACAGCAGCUGAGCAUCUACCCCCCAUAUUUAGAGAGCUACACAAUGGCGACUGAAAUGAAACAGGCUCAAGCUGUAGCAAAACUGGAGGUGAACCACCAAGAAGUAGACCAGCUGGGAGAGAAGUUUGAGCUGCUGAUGGAGCCCAAAGCCAACUGGGAGAAAUUCCUCAUGCCAGCACCCAUUUCUGUUGCCACCCUGGGAGAACUGGUGAUCAAGUCCAUGGAGGAGGAUGACUUCCAUUUCUCCAAGGACUUCCCCAAGGAAUGGCUGAAGUACAUGAAAGGAACAGAGACCUUCAGGACUUGUCUAUAUGAAGUGAGUCAACGAGGAUGGAAAGCCUUCAACAAUGCCAAUAGCAACACAGUCAUGAUCAACAUGUGGUUUGAAUGCUUCUCAGAGAUGAUGGAAGGAGUUAUCCAGGGGGCUCUGGUAGGAAGGGAAGAGCUCCAGACUGACAGAGAGGAAGCUGAGGCCUGCAAGUUCACCGCUCAGGAGACCAAGGAGCAGUUCUUGGACUCAAUAAAUUACCUCCAGGAGCUGCUGCAAGUUUGGUCUAAGGCCAAGUUAAGCUUUAAUGAAGAGUUAAAGGCUGUGCAGAGAGAAUGGGAGCAGGCUACAGGGCAGGAGAAAAUAAUAAAGCAGGAUGUCACCCAUGCAAAGAAGAACCAAGAGUGGCAGGAAAAGCAGGAGGAAGGAGCUAUCAGUCAGUUGAAGGCCAUCCGGACCUCCUGUCCCUUGGCUAUGAAGGAGGAAGACAACUCAGAAAUAGAGCAACAUAGGAAAAGACUGGUAGACAUCCAGGAGAGGUAUGAGGGCAGCUGUGAAACCCUCAUUCAGCUGACAGAGACAUGCAAGGAAACUGAGAAAACCAGGAUGAAACUUGAGUUUGCAGAAAGGGAGUUGGAGGCCAAGGUUGUCUCUCUGGGCCAUGGACUGGAGGCACUAGGGAGGGUGAAGGAGCAGUGGGAGAAGAUGGUGAGUUUCUUCCAGAUGAUCUCCCACUUGAUAGACUCCUGCCUCAACUGGAUCAAGGACUAUUUAGGCUCUGCUGAAGACAAACAGCACAUCAACCAGGCGUUUGAAACUUUCAGUGUGGCUCACCUGGGACAGGUGAUGUCAGAGACCUACACCAAGAUAAAUGGGAAGAGCCCAUCUGUCCUCAGCCAAGCAAAAGAAAUCCUCUGUCUGGACUGUUCUGAUGCUCAUUUCAGCUCUAAGAAAGCGGAGCUAGACAAAGCCUGUGAGGCCCAGAAGGCCCAAUCCCACCUGGUGCUGGAAAUGAGGGAGAAAUUUAAAAAGAAGUUAAGUAAAGUGGAGGAGAAGAUCAAGAGGUAAAAGCUCACACUAACUUCAUGAGAAGGAGAUGAAGGUUUGUGUCCCAAUCGGGUCUGAGCUACUGGCCCAAACCAGGCAGAGCUUCACAAUCAAGCAACUGAAAGUUUCCACCUCUUCCUUCUGGAUUAUUUUCUUCUUGAAUGUCCCAAGUAGUUGCUGUCUCAAAGCUCCUCCUCCAUGAAAGUUGUGUUCAUUUCCACACCAACUCUCUUGGGAUACAGGAACUAGAGGGCCCCCAAGGUCUCAUCUCAUCUACUCCUAUCAAUCCCCACUGCUGAAUUGUUCCAUUCAGGCUAUAGCCCUAGGGUUUUAGCUUUCAGUGCCCCAGGGGAUGCAAUUCCCAUUCAUAGAUUCAUAGAUGUUAGGGUCGGAAGGGACCUCAAUAGAUCAUCGAGUCCGACCCCCUGCAUAGGCAGGAAAGACUGCUGGGUCUAGAUGACCCCAGCUAGAUGCUCAUCUAACCUCCUCUUGAAGACCCCCAGGGUAGGGGAGAGCACCACCUCCCUCGGGAGCCCGUUCCAGACCUUGGCCAUUCUAACUGUGAAGAAGUUCUUCCUAAUGUCCAAUCUAAAUCUGCUCUCUGCUAGCUUGUGGCCAUUAUUUCUUGUAACCCCUGGGGGCGCCUUGGUGAAUAAAUCCUCACCAAUUCCCUUCUGUGCCCCCGUGAUGAACUUAUAGGCAGCCACAAGGUCGCCUCUCAACCUUCUCUUGCGGAGGCUGAAAAGGUCCAGGUUCUCUAGUCUCUCCUCGUAGGGCUUGGUCUGCAAGCCCUUAACCAUACGAGUGGCCCUUCUCUGGACUCUCUCCAGGUUAUCCACAUCCUUCUUGAAGUGCGGCGCCCAGAAUUGCAUGCAGUACUCCAACUGCGGUCUGACCAGUGCUCGAUAGAGGGGAAGUAUCACCUCCUUGGAUCUAUUUGUCAUGCAUCUGCUGAUGCACGAUAAAGUGCCAUUCAUUUUCUUCUCAGUCAGAGGACCCAUCAAAGAUAGCAGCCUCCACAUCUCUUUCCAAAAGCAAGAUGGGAACUGGGGGCCACAAUCCAAAAUGAUAUAAUUUGGAAGACUGUAACUGAAAAACAUGUUAUACUAGAGAACUGACCAUAGUCCUUGCAGAUGGAAGCUGGACACAGGGCAGGAAAUAGGUCGUUUUUGAUCAUGUCUCCAUGAGACGCUGACUGCACAGUUGUUACUGCACCGUCAUUUAGUACUUGUAUAAACAAGUACUAAAUGAUGGUGCAGUAACCAGAGUUACUGUGCAGUAGCAUCACCAGAUGGCUUUUAGGUGAUGCUGACUGAGCAGUAGCUGACUGCUCCAUGUCACGCUUCCUACCACACAACGCUAUUGCACAGUAGUAACAAGCUACUGUGCAGUCAGCAUCUCGUGUAUAUGCAGCCUUUGUUAACCAGUCUACCAUGGCAAUAAUGGUGUCCUAGCCCUUGGAGGUUCAUAGCUCCACUUUAAGUCCAUGGUAAUAGGAGCUGAAGGGCUUGAGGGUAUUUCUGUGGGUAUGAAGAGCUUGAAAGAUUCCUGAAGGGGAGUCUUGUGGAAUCCAUUGCCUCAGCAGAUAGCCUAGCCACGUUCAAAAAGGGAGUGGGUAAAACCAUGGAGGAAAGAUCUAAUCAUUGCUGUUGAACAGAACAGUUGGAGAUGUGUCCUCUGGCAUCUCUAACCCAAUAACUGGUGGAUGACAGGGAGGGUAUUGAAUAGGGCAUAGAUCACUCUAGAAAUAUCUGGUUCACUGAUCUCUGUGUACAGCCACUGUCAGAGACAGGAGACUGCACUAGAUGGACCACUGCUCUGACCCAAUACGGCAUUUCUUAUGCUCUUGUGUCUUGGGGUAGCUGCAAAAAAUGCAAGAUCGGACCCAAGUUCAUAGAGAGGUCCUCAUCCAGGGUCACCAGGAUGACAGGACUGUAUCAAAAGUCUUCUUCUUUUGGCCAAAGUGCUCUUUCUCAAAGUGUAUUGUGUUACUGUCAGAGAGUUUCCAGACAGAGGGAUCCUUCAAGGAGGUACCAUCAGUGCUGUGGACACAAGAGUUCUUCUUUUCAGAUAUAGGGAAGUCUCAAGGAACUCUGAUGCUCUUGUAUGGGCAUCUGGAGUCACUGGACAUAGUUAUACAAGGGAACCUCUGAAGUGGGAUUGUAUUUGGGGCAGCUGGGUCUGGUCUGGGCUCUUGUGUAUAAUACUUACCCUUCUGAGACAAGGAAUCCACUUUUCCAUGUUUCCUCUGUAGCCAGUACAUUACUGUGAAUAAAAAGCAGAAAAGGAAGAGGACCCAGCAUCAUUGAUGAGCAUCCAUUGAUGAGAAAAUCAUAACCGGGGUGGGGGCACCAAUCAGAUUGCUCCUUCACUUAGAUGGACUUGUUAAUCAAUGAAUCGGUUUAAUUUUUUUUGCAGAUCCCCCGCCCCCCCCCCCCCCCCCCCAAGAUCAAAGUGUAAUUGGAAACCUGGUUAUCAGUGAGGUGUUCCAGGGAGUACAUGAGGAAAUGUAAGUGGCAUUGGUUGAAGAAGCCACAUGAUACUUCUCUGAAACCAUUAUACCCCUCAGGUAUGGGUAGUCAAGGUAUUACAUUAGUACUGGAAGCAAAAACGGUAUUCUGGACAGUGUUAGACUCCCUGAUCUGGGAUGGCAAAUCUUGAUUUUCUUCCUGUAGUUGGUUUACCAGGGCAUGGUAGCUCUGAGUUGCCAGCUAUAGGUGGGCAACGUGUCCAGAGAUUGCAUGUGGUCUCAGACAACUGGAAUAGAGUGGAUUUGUAGGCACCUGUAGCAGUCAGCCUUACUGGAUUGCAGCAAGCCAUGAUUUUACUGGAGUGAAAGCCAAGGUCAAAUCCAGGUAUCAAGCUGAGGGUUGAGAUGAAAUCGUGGUCAAAGCAAGCAGUAGAUCAGGGCCAGGACAGCCAGUAGAGGGACAGGAGCAAGCAUGAGGGUCCAAGGGCCAAGGCAGUACAGGAAGUGGGCAGGUUUCAUAGCCUUCCCAGGUCCCCCAGUUGUCUCAGGCUGAGUUGGGGCUGGCAUGGUGCUAUGGUGUAGAUUUCUUCCUGUGGGUGUGGAAGAUGUGGGGUCAAAUCCUGGGGGUUGUGACUCUGCAUUCUGUAGCACUGAUCCAAUACAUCAGUUAUGACUGCUAUGAAGCCAGGUACCUGGUGUUAUCUAUCUGUAAUAGAUUGCUCAAAACCAGGCUUGGAUCCCUCUGUACUCAGCCACUUCUGUUCUGGGCCCUUUGGCCUCAGGGUUACAGGUUACCUAUUGCAAAUGAGCUGUGAUGGGACGUGCAUCGGGCCUCACUCUGCUCAGGGCAAUGGGAGUCCAGGAUCUCAAGAGUAUCAUACAGAAGUACGGUGGGAAGGGACCUCCAGAGGCCAUGUAGUUCACCUCCCUGCCUGAGGCAAGAUCAGUCUUAUCCAAACUACCCUAUACAGACAAAUUAAUUGCCUAACCUCUUAGCAAAACUAUACAGUCAACUCUGACACAACAGAAGUCAUAAUGCCCUAACCUGCAUCAGGUAAAGCAGUGGGAGCCACAGUGGUCAAUGUCCUGCAGCUGCAGAUGUUGUUAAUAUAUGCUUAAGAGAUCCCAGGAAGAGGACCUCAUUCCCACCUACAGACAGUCCAUAACAGUCUGGGUGUGGGGUAAAAUUCCUUCCUGACCCUAAAUAUGGUGAUUGGUCUGACCCUGAGCAAGGGGGAAAGACCCUCUGGCCAGGAACCUCUGGGCUUUAGUCCCAGCAGGAGCACCGGCACAGCCCAGUAUGAAUCCCCAGCAUUGGCUGCAGCCAACACCUAACGCAUCUGAGGAAGGUGAAGUCUCCCAUGCCCCACCCCCACGACAUGUGAAACAGGAGGAGGGGAAAAAAUCACUUCCAGGCCCCAUGUGAAAACCAGUUAUGUAAAAUACUACCCCCCUUUUUUUUCUCGCACAGCCUAGGCCUGAUGGGUCUGUGUCUGGUUUUCUUUGGAAAUGAUGGUAAGUUUCCCCUGUGUGAUCAUUGUUGCCACCUUGCCACUUUGGGUGACCCUGAAUGACCAGGGUAAGGCCAGUGUCCCUGGGAAGGACCAACUGGCCUACCAGCACCUUGUUGGAGAUAAAAAAGAAACCAUCAAUCUCCAGGGUUUCCAGUCCAGUACUUCCCUUGAAAGAAGUUGUCAUUUGAAAGCUCAAGACAUCACGGGAAAUAUUUCUGAUUGCAGUCACAGUUUACCACCCACUCUCCAGACCGCAAGGACCCAAAGCUCUUUCGAAGCAUUUGAAAUUCGGAAUACCUCGGGCCCCUCUGCUAACCAUCUGCAGUCAUGGGAGGUAUAGGAUUUUGAAAAGGGGGGUGCGUGUGGUGUGAUGCAUCAUCACAUAGAACAUGAAACAUUUUUCUCUCGAUAAAAAAGGAACUAGACACUUUGCUAGGGGCACAGGGCUGUAUUAUUUCAUUUAAGAUCAAGGAAAACAAAAAUAGAGAACAUUACUGGAAUAUGCGUUCAUUUGCUAUUUCUGUCUGUCCCCUCAUGGACAAAGCCCCUUUCACAAGACUCUGACUCUGCAGCUGUCCUAACUGCCAGUCCAUCUUCCCACAGUCCUACUUUCCAGACUCUUACCCCUUCCAUAGCCUUGAGUGUCCCCUCACAAAGCAUGCCCUGUUGCCAUGGGCAGAUGUAAGAUUUUGAAAUGGGAGUAUAGAAUGGACCAUGCAGUGGAAAGAAAGAUGGCUGGAUCAUUGGUUGCCAAUGGCUUGAUGUCUAGUUGGCAGCUGGUAUCAAGUGCAGUGCCCCAGCGGUUGCUCCUGGGCCUGAUUUUGUUCAAUAUCUUCAUUAAUAAUCUGGAAGAUGGCAUGGAUUGCACCCUCAGCAAGUCUGUGGAUGACACCAAGGUGAGGGGAGUAGUAGAUACACUGGAGAGUAGGACUAGGAUUCAGGGACCUUGACAAAAUGGAGGAUUGGACCAAAAGAAAUCUCAUGAAGUUCAACAAGAAGAAGUUCGAAGUCCUGCGCUUAGGAUGAAACAAUCUCAUGUACCGGUGCAGGCUGGGGGCUGAUUGGCUAAGCAGCAGCUCUGCAAAAAAGGACCUGGGGGCUACACUGCACAAUAAGCUGAACAUGAGCCAACAGUGUGCCCCUGUUGCUAAGACUAACCACAUACUGGGCUGCAUUAGUGGGAGUGUUGCCAGCGGCCCAAGGGAAGUGCUUCUUUCCCUCUAUUUGGCACUGAUGAGGCCACAUCUGGAGUACUGUGCCCGGUUUUGGGUGCCCUACUACAGAAAGGAUACGGACAAAUUGGAGAUAGUCCAGUGGAGGGCAAUGAAAAUGGUUUGGGGGCUGGGACAUAUGGCUAAUGAGGAGAAGCUGAGGGAACUGGGCUUAUUGAAUUUGGAGAAGGGAAGACUGAGGGGGGAUUUAAUAAGUUUAAGUUAGACAUUACAAAAAAAAUUCACUAGCAGGGUAGUAAGCACUGGAACAGACUAUGAAGAAACCCUGCUUUUUGGCUGCCUCCCUGCUCUGAGUCUGCCCAGCCCCACUCUGUUUUCAAACUCUGGCUGCUGGAUCCACCUGGGCAAGCUAAGUGACUGGCUUGUAAAAAUUCCAGGGGGAGAGGGGAGCUCGCUUUUCCUUUGUCCUGAGUUUCCCGCUGAACAACCUGUGUGACACUGGUCGCUCCACCUGGGGAUGCUGAUGACUUUUACAAGGAUUGGUCUGCAUCAUCUGGGUUCAAACUGCUUGUUUCUGGUUGGAGCGAGGUGAUCAGGCCAGAAAAGUUAUUUAAAGGUCAGGUCACCUGGUCUGAGGGGGCGUCCUCCAGCAGACAUUUUUCUGGAAACACACAGAAGCUUGGGCCUCCAGAAUCCUCUGGGUGUAUCUGUAAGUAGCCUACUUGAAAUUUAUCCAGUAAAGUAGGGUAAUGUAUCUUUAGCUGCAUGUAAAAAGGGCCAACAGGCCCAUUAUGUUUUGCUCAAGGUGUUUUUCUCUAAAAUGUCUUUGCUCUAUCACCCCCCAUUCUCUCUCUCACUCUCUCCAACCAAUAAAUCCUAUCUGUUACAGCUUGCAAGGCUGAGUUCUUGAGAGAGGAAGGGAGUGAGCAGCCUUUUUGCUCUUUUUGCUUGGCUGAGCUGAGGGGAGUUUAACACAGUCCCACCUGAGUUUAUUCUGGAUGGCUCCUGGCCAUAAGAAGCACCCAGAGAUAUUACCAAGGGCCAAAACACCCCCGAGGUCUGCUGGGUCUCUAUACCCUGGGCUGCACAGAACCAUGAGACCAGAGCCUGGGUGGUGGCAGCGACUACCCCAGGCUUGUGGGUGUCCUCCAGGAAGGGGGUCAGCCAAGCGUAGAUGCCCCCAGGGAGACACCUGAACUGUGAUUUUGGUUGGGCACAGGAAGGCAGGUGGUUCAGUGUAGUAGCACCCCUUACUGUUCCGUCACACAGGCUACCCAGAGGGGUGGUGAAAUCUCCAUCCUUAGAGGUUUUUAAGAUCCUGGUAGACAAAGCCUUGGCUAGGACGAUUUAGUAGAGGCUCGUCCUUCUUUGAGCAGGGUGUUGGACUAGGUGACUUCUUGACGUCCUUUCCAACCCUGAUUUUCUAUGAUUUUGUGCUGCAGUUUUAUACAUCUUGAGAGCAAAUGGGCAUGAUGAUGCCAUAACAGCCCUGAAUCAUGGAAAAGUAGGGUGGAAAGGGACUUCAGGCGGUCUCUUUUGUCCAAUUCCCUGCUUACUGUCUAUACCAUAGAAGCAUAGGGUUAGAAGAGACCAUUAAGGCAUGGGCAUUGGAUGUUGACAAGGGGGGUGUAGAUGGCCUGGUACAUCACCAUAUAGAGCUCAAGACAUUUUUCUCUAGGUAAAAAAAAACUAGAAGUUUUGCUAAUGUGCUAAGGGCUUACAGCUGUGUUAUUUGGGUUAUGAUUCAGGCAAAAAUCUUUAAUGGAACAUGAAUUAAUUUGCUAUUUCAUAAAUUAUGUACAAUACUAAAAGUAAGUAGGCAUAAAUAAUCAAAAGCUGUCAUUUUAUUAGUCCUGUAGCCAUUCAAAUGAAAUGUCCAUCUCAUUCUGAUUCAUAAAGCACAAUCUAGCCUUCUGGAGCAUCUUGACAAUGCCUCCAAUUUUUCCCUGAAAAUUAUUUCCACCCCUGAAUUGAUGUUCACCGAAGUUAAAAUGUCCAUCCCUGAAUUCAUGUCUUUUGCUGGGUUAAAAACAGGGUGCAGGGCUGUGAAAUAGUAUUUGGUGAUAAGGAGCAGCUCACAGACAGGAGAAUUGCAGAAGAAGGGUGCAAGUAUGGAAGACCAUUAAAAAGGAGACAGGGUCCUUAACACUUGUGGAAUAAAGGGAUUAGAAGAGUGCUUCCCAAACUUUUCCUCAGUAUAACCCCAUGCAUGGCCCCAUUUCCUCAGCAGAGCCCCUCACUCCUAACCCACAGCCCCCUACCCCUGCGACCCCAUUCACUGAUGUUGCAACCCCCAUUUGGGAGCUGCUGGAUUAGAAGGAACCAGGUUGACUAUAAUGAGCCAUGAAGCCAAUUGAUUCCCUCAGUGCUGCCUGACUAGAAAUGCUGCUGCUACUGCAGGCAGUUGGUUUUAAAUGCUAGGUAGAGGGGAAUGAAAGUGGGGUACAACUGCACCAUUUCACCCACCUGGAUCUGUCCAUGGCUGCAGCUAGAAGCAUUGGCCACACACCUGGGGCCUGCCCUGGCUAGAAAAUCCCUGCUCCAGGGCAAAGCAAAGCACAGGUGAGACAAGUUAGGAAAAUAUUUCAGAUAGAUGCAGGUUGGCUUGUACAUGCCAAGGCAGGAUGUCUGACACCUGUAUCCAAAGCAGUUGGCAACAGCCUCAGUCAGAGACAGGCCUGGGCAGAUGCCUGGGCAGGCGUCUUUGGCUAGUGGGUUUUUUCUGCCUCUGUAGUAGGGGCACAGCCCUUUUCUUUGGAGCUCUCCAGGGCAUGUUAACAAAACUUGCAGCAGCUGGACACUGCCAGCCCUCACCCCCUUCUUUACGUGGGACAGGUUUGCAUGCUCUGCAGGUCUUUGGGCAAUGGGCCCUGUAGUUGUGCAACAGGGGUGAUUGUGUGCUAUUAGGAACAGGUCAGAUAAGGACGUGUCUGGGGUAGUUUGCAUAGGGAUGAUCCUGCCUCAAGCAGGGGGUUGGGCUAGACGCAACCACCAGAGAUCCCUUCCAGACCUACAUUUCUGUGACUCUGUACACUUUCUUCCUCCAAUUACAACAGCCUCAAAUACUCCCUUGCAGCUCAUCUGCACAUCUCCAGAGCCAAAUACACAAUACAGUAAUGACAAGCAAAAGAAUAGCAAUAAUAAUGUAGGAUACCUUCACAUCUGACUCCCCAGGCUGCUGGUCAUGAUCUCAGACAGCAGAAGGGGCAUCUCUGGUGCUUUCAAGCACUCAUGGAGUUUGAAACCAUGCACAGAGCCAGGGCUGGUGCCUUGUGUCCCAGCUGAGUGAAAAGGCAGAGAAGAAAGGCCUGAGAAACAUGGGCCUUGAAUUGGUGUCCCUGACUGUAACCAGCCCUGGAAGCAGCAUUGUCACCAGCAUGUGGUGGGCCACAACCCACCACACACAGCCCAGGGAGAUGUCAGCCUGUACCUUCACAGACAGAGCCCUGUUCUCCCAGAUGCUGCCCCGCCAUGGCCCUUACCGCCUGUCUGUCCCCUCAAAGACAAGGCCCAGUGAUGCCAGUCCAUGUCCCCAUGGAUGAAGCUCCAUUCUUCUAGAUCCUACCCAACAAUAGCCCAAACUGUCCAUCUGUUCCCUCACAGACAAAGUCUGGUACAUUCACAACCGUCCACCUUCGUGGCCCUGAUGAACUGCCCAUCUCUCUCUCUCUUCCUUAAUAAUAUCCCUCACUUGGUCCAACACUGCUGUUCCUAUUCCCAUUCCCACCAUUUCCUGCCCCCCACAGGCUCUGUUUCCCCCUCUUCCUCCCUUGCAGUCAAAUAAAAAGACAAACAAAAGUUAGGGAUUAUUAACACAGGAAUAAACAAAUUAGAAAGUAUCAGGAUGGCCCUUUAUAAACCCAUGCUGCCUCCAGACUGCACCCAGUUCUGGUUCUCGUGCAUCAAAAAGUUUAUAGAGAAAAUAGAGACGGUCCAGAGAAGGGCAACAAGGAUGAUGGAGGGGCUUUCUUAAGAGGGGAGACUAAAGAGGCCAGGCUUCUUUAAUUUAGAAAAUAGAAACUUGAGGAGAAACAUGAGAAGGGCAUACAGAAUACUAACUAGUGGAGAGAAAGUCAAUAAGGAUGUACUAUUGACUCUUUCUCUGUAUGCAAAAACUAGGGGUCACAACAAAAAAACUAGUAGGGAGUACAUUUAACAAGAGCAAAAGGAAGUACUUUUUCAUCAUAAUCAGAUAAUUCAGGUCUGGGACUUGCUGUCACCAGAUGUGGUGGAUGCUGAGAGUUUAACCAUAUUCACAAAGGGAUAAUCCCUUCGGAAAUGUUUUUGCAAAAAUCUUGUUGGUCUAAUAAAAGAUAUCAUCUCUACUACAAGUCCUGAAUUGCCUUUUCCUUUCGACCAAUACAGCUACAACCUGGAUACCUGACACAUGGAAGAUAUCAAAUUUUAGCUGAUUUUUAAAAAUGAAAUCUUCAUAUUUUCCCAAGCAGGAAGUAGCUGUGACCACCUGAAACCGGAGAUCCUGCUCCUGCCUUUGUCUCAAGGUAAUUUGCAUCAUCACAGAUCCUCACAGGAGGUGACAGGCUCCAUACCAGUGAUGAAUUGCCUGCCCAGAGGAGUUUUCCAUCUACUGACACCUCUGUGAAAUCCUAUGAAAUAUGAACAUUCAUUUCUACCCAGGAGAACUUUUACAAUCUUUUCUCCGAUGCCUGAUGAAGGGUGUUUGUGCCCAAAAGCUUGCAGUUAAAGACAUUUUUGGCAAAAAUCUUGUUGGUCUAAUAAAAUAUAUCAUAUCUAC
Messenger RNA from Alligator mississippiensis (American alligator), 11643 nucleotides. RefSeq lists its product as uncharacterized. The record is from RefSeq and is a predicted model, not a curated record. Bases 460 to 1752 code for a protein of 430 amino acids. The transcript has 2 exons. NCBI's taxonomy places the organism in Eukaryota, Metazoa, Chordata, Crocodylia, Alligatoridae.